Molecule: messenger RNA, 4200 nt
Organism: Schistocerca nitens (vagrant locust)
Lineage: Eukaryota; Metazoa; Arthropoda; Insecta; Orthoptera; Acrididae
Exons: 3
Coding region: 244-711 (155 amino acids)
Source: RefSeq, a predicted model, not a curated record
GGCGAACAAAAACGAGGAGUGUCGCGACUGUUGUGCUGGACUGUACGACAACCAAGUACAAAAGUGUAUCACACCACAACCGGCUACAAUGUCCCAUAAAGUACUCAUUAAUAUCUUUGGACUUAGUCAGUGUAAGAACUUUGGUAGCAUAGGAGAAUGAUCGAACAUUUGUUUGUUAUGACAGCUAGAUAGGUUAGUUACGUGUUUGAUAUAUUUUUGUUUUUGUUGUCAUCGUCACUCACAAUGUCACAAGAUCUUAGCAGCAGGAAACGUGGUCGAAAUAACUGUGAAGAGGAAUGCUGUGAUUUUAUGCCAUUAUCUAAAAGAAUUAACAACUUGCACAUCAAUGGGACUAUUUACAGCACUUGCGAACAACAUUCUGAACAUGCCAUUUUUAAACAGGAUGGAACAGUGGAAGAGUGGAAUGGUUUGCAAAGUAUGAAAGAUGAACGGCUGCAGUCAACACAUUCACUGGGUCCCACAUGUGCCACAGACAAGAAUAGUGGCACUAAUUUUCACAGUGUUGAUGGCAACUUCAUAGAAAACAAUUGCGCCACAAGCCAGGAAUACCCAUGGAUGUCAGAGCACGUACUCAGCCAGUAUGCACCAUCUCUCACCGCUACUGAUAAUCCGUACUAUUAUGAAAACAAUAAACUAUUGUUUGCUCUGUACAUGGAACGGUUACAAAGAGGUGGAAUCCCACUUUAUUAAUCCUAGUGUUCACAAACUUGAUGUUGCUGCAGCAGGAACAAAUUUUGUAGUUCUUAAAUAGUUUUCACGUGAAUAUGUAAGUAACAAUUUUUUCAGCUUCUGUCUCUUACUGGACAAUAUAUUUAAGCACCCACUGACAAAUUUGACCUUAUGCAUUUUUAUUAAAUUAUAACAUAGAGCAAAGUUUUAACUGUGAAUCUCGCAAAAAUACAGAAAUAUUUAGAAGACCCUUAGAAAAUGUUGGUGUAUUCAUUAUCCCUCUAACUUGUUUAAUACUGCCAAAUGGUAUGAAGAAAUGAGAUGUUGUGUCAUUCACAAUGUAUAAUAUAUGUAUUAAUGUGUGCUUGUGCACUAGUUUUUGAAAAGUCUAUUGUUAAUGUCGUGUCUUUGUCCAAACCAAUGUUAGCCCAUCAUGUAAAAUACGGAGAGCACAAUGUCAUUUUCAAAUAAAGUCUAGUCAUAUUUUUUGUGUGAAACACAUGCAGCACCAAGUUGGCUCAUUUUUUUUUAUCAAUGUCUAUAUAUCCAUGUGUUCUUAAUUGUAUUAUCCCAAUGCAAAGUACCACACUAAGUGAAAUAUGAGGAAUUUGUUGGUAAAAAUUGCUUCACUUGUCUCAUUGGUGUCCAGGGCCUGAUAGUGAAUGAGCUGAAUUGCACACAAGCACAGAGGAACACUGAUGGACACUGUAUUGUAUAAAAUUGAAGAAGUGGGUGGUUAAUUGGAAAAAGUAAUGGAAAUACUUCACUCCUGUCUUAGAAGCCAGAAAAAUGUGGCUACAUAUAUGUCUGGAGUGUGGUUAAACAGAUAAUGGGUGAUCACAUAGCAUGUAAACGUUAGGGAAUAUGCUUAUAUAUGAGCAUGUUUCCUGAUUAUCCAUAAGCUGUAAUCUGUUUGUGGAAAAUUUCUUCAUUUAAUUCCAUAAAUUGCAGCUAAAAUAAUUUUAAAGAUUAUUUUUUUUAACAAAGUUGAAAGUAUUUUCAGUUACCCACCUUUGUUGAAAGCACAGUGAAUUUAUUUUUUGGCAUAUGGAACUGUAAUUUGUUGAUAUUUCUCAAACAAAACAUACAUUUAUCCACUGCAUGAUUACAGUUUUCUUAUAUACAGUACCUGUUUCUUUCAUGAAUGCAUUUGUUGCAUGAAUGUUGGAGUGUGCUUGUGCUGCAGUCUUGCUUCUAUCCAUGACAGUUUAUGCAAGAGCAGUUCACAUGGCUCUCAAGUGGGUGGUGUAUCUUGAUGGUCUGCAGAAAAAAGUAACCAUGUUCUCUGCAUCAUCUAACUGCAGUCAUACGGAUUUGUAGCCAUAAAAAUUUUGUUAUUGAUAGGUAGAGAGAAAAGGCAUUAUGGGCUGCAAUCUUUGAAUGCUGAACGUGUACAUGCUCUAUCAAUAGCUGUUUUUGAGGCAAUUAUUAAAGUCUAUCUAAAAUCCUCUCUCAGUUCACACUUUACACUUGUAAUCUAUUACUGAAGUACACAACAAACAUUACUCUCUAUGUAAGGUGCCUAAUUUGAGAGACAUCAUAACAUUGAGGAGCCCAGUGAACAGUGACACACCUAGAGUGCCCUUGAAGUUAACUUUCACAGCCCAGUGGAUAUUUUCCGUCACUACCAGGCAAUCAUGGCAGUUUGUGAACAGUGAGGAUGUAGCAAAAACAUUAGAGCUAUGAUUUUCUAAAUUUAAAAUUCUAUGGUUGCACAUAAUGAACUUCUGCCUAAAACUCUCAAAAAUGUCAUCCAUUUUGUUAAAUUGUGAAAAAAAAAAACUCCUACACUAAACAAAACAUAGCAUUACAUGGGAGUAUCUAAAACAAAUUUAAACAAUUUUCAUUUGUAAGUGGAGUAUGGUAUACAAUAAAUUACCAGAAAGUUUGAAAUUUAUGAAUUACUGUUUAUGAACUUGUUGCUAAGAUAUUUAUCACUUCUGCUGUGCUGUGAAGCUUUUCCAUUAGCUUUACACCGAGCGAGGUGGCGCAGUGGUUAGCACACUGGACUCGCAUUCGGGAGGACGACGGUUCAAUCCCGUCUCCGGCCAUCCUGAUUUAGGUUUUCCGUGAUUUCCCUAAAUCGCUUCAGGCAAAUGCCGGGAUGGUUCCUUUGAAAGGGCACGGCCGAUUUCCUUCCCCAUCCUUCCCUCACCCGAGCUUGCGCUCCGUCUCUAAUGACCUCGUUGUCGACGGGACGUUAAACACUAAUCUCCUCCUCCCCUUAGCUUUACAGCUCACUCGGUCACCAUAUUUGAGUGAAGCAAAUCAGGCACGGAUCAUUAAUUUUUCCAGUGAAUGGAAAAAGGUUUAAGAGCCUUAGAGCACUUCAGUUUGGAUCCAGCAGCUUGAAGUUCACUGUAUGUGUCCUCUAAAUAGUGCUGAUUUGAAAACCAUACCAUUUCCCAUGCAGUUACAGUGAAGUCACAAGUAACUUUGAGCUGAUCUCUCCUUUUCAGAAGGAUAAAACUAAGCAGCUAGUGUAAAUAUUGCCCUUCAAUUCCACCUGGCACAAUGAAGGGGAGGUAGCUUGAGGUAGCUUCUGUCAUUUGAUCAGAGGCCUAUUUUUCUCCUCAUGAUAGGUAAACACUUCACAGAGCUGAAAAAGAAAUCUGAUGUCAUAUCUCCAGUCUGGGCUUUCAUGUGUUGGUGCCUUUUCUGAGCCAGAAUAGCAUUUUUGUAAGUCUUCAUAUCCUGCCAAAACGUCUUCAUUGAAUAGGUACUUGACGGUGGUGACCUUGAUUUUGUUGGCAACAAGGACUCUGAUGUCAGUAGUGUAUCCCACUAGGCCUCCUGUUUCAGUUUGGUUUCUGUAAAGUUCUCUGUCUUCACUGCAAAGCCAGUUUCCACCCAAUUUUUGUAAUAUCAAAAAAUCCUCUGCUUUCUAUAAUUUUUGAACACUUUUGUGAAUUUGUGAACCUCUGCAUAAAUUUUCUUUGUUGAAAUAAAAGGGAAGCUCAGCUUUUCCCAGAGUUCCAGUAAUUCAUGUGAUGUGAUGUCUUCUUUAUAUGGUCAGCUUACUCCUUGAGGUUGUCUUAUAAGCCAGAAAUCUACCAACAGUAUCUCUUUUCAAAGGUGCUUUGCACAGAAUCUCAUUCAUGUCCUAUAUCGCUUCUGGUAUGUUGGGAUGGGCACUUUGUAGCUGUUGUCAAAUUUCUCAUCCAUAUCUUUCCAAGCGACUUUACUGCUGAUUUUAAUUGGCAUAUGUAAACCAGAAAAUAAAAUAAAUGCUGUCAGAAAUGAUAUUGUUGUGUUGUGCUAUUUUUGUGUACCACAUAAAUGAAAUUAUAUUGGGUGUGGGAGGUUUUUACAUGGCCAGAUAAAAAUAUACCAAAAAGUAACAAAUAGGCAAAAGUUCAUCAAGUGCAACAACAGGAAGUUAAUAUUUUGAAAAGAGUUAAAAAGCCAUAACCUUAAUAGCCAUAACCAUAACUCUAAGAAUAAUAAUAAUUCUAGCAAUUAUAUUUUUUAAUUGUGAGUGUUGGCAUUUCAUAUGAGAUGUUGAAGUAG